This is a messenger RNA of Salvia hispanica, 1849 nucleotides long. RefSeq names its product cyclin-dependent kinase D-3-like. Gene Ontology annotation, cellular component: transcription factor TFIIK complex; cytoplasm; transcription factor TFIIH holo complex. Gene Ontology annotation, biological process: protein phosphorylation; positive regulation of transcription by RNA polymerase II. NCBI's taxonomy places the organism in Eukaryota, Viridiplantae, Streptophyta, Magnoliopsida, Lamiales, Lamiaceae. Gene Ontology annotation, molecular function: RNA polymerase II CTD heptapeptide repeat kinase activity; ATP binding; cyclin-dependent protein serine/threonine kinase activity. The record is from RefSeq and is a predicted model, not a curated record.
AAGUGCAAGAACCCAAUUAAAGAAGUUGAGAGUUGAAGCACAGACCCACACCCACACGCCUACACACAGUCACACACUACGCUCCCUCCCCAGUCGCAUUUGCAUUUGCAUAUAUACUCACACGAUUUGCAGCUCAGCUCCAUCGCAUGAUGAGAACUCGCAUCAUUCUGAUACAUCGAAAACCCCACGAAUUUGACUAGCAAGUUCCUCAAUCUCCAAGACAAAAAUGGGGGACAUGGAUCAGCUGUUGCCGAAGAAAGUAGCCGAUCGCUAUCUUAAGCGCGAAGUCCUUGGUGAAGGUACAUACGGUGUCGUUUACAAAGCCAUCGAUACUCAGACUGGGCAAGUAGUUGCUAUCAAGAAAAUUCGAUUGGGGAAGCAGAAGGAAGGUGUCAAUUUCACAGCUUUGAGGGAAAUUAAGUUGCUCAAAGAGCUUAAGGAUCCUAAUAUCAUCGAGUUGAUUGAUGCAUUCCCGCACAAGGGGAACUUGAACCUUGUGUUUGAGUUCAUGGAGACAGAUCUUGAAGCUGUUAUUCGUGAUAGAAACAUUGUUCUCUCCCCAGCUGACAUCAAGUCUUACAUCCAGAUGACACUGAAGGGGCUUUCUUUUGUCCAUAAAAAAUGGGUCCUGCACAGGGACAUGAAACCGAACAACCUGCUAAUUGGACCUGGUGGGCAACUUAAACUUGCAGAUUUUGGGUUAGCUCGUAUAUUUGGGAGCCCUGAUCGAAAGUUCACACAUCAGGUUUUUGCUAGAUGGUACAGAGCUCCUGAGCUUCUGUUUGGUGCCAAACAAUAUGGUCCAGGGGUGGAUGUAUGGGCUGCUGCAUGUAUAUUUGCUGAGCUGCUUUUACGUCGACCUUUUCUGCAGGGAAACAGUGAUAUUGAUCAACUGGGAAAGAUCUUUGCGGCUUUUGGGACGCCAAAGCCAUCACAAUGGUCUGAUAUGGUCUAUCUUCCAGAUUAUGUGGAAUAUCAGCAUGUGCCUGGUCAACCACUUCGUACGCUGUUUCCCAUGGCUAGUGAUGAUUGUUUGGACCUUUUAGGGAAGAUGUUCAUGUAUGAUCCUAAAGCAAGAAUCUCAGCACAACAGGCUCUGGAGCAUAGGUAUUUUUCUUCCAUACCUCCACCUACAGAACCUGCUUUACUUCCAAGACCUCCGCCGAAGAAGGAACCCAUCAAUCCAAAUGUUUUGGAACUUAAUCCUCUGGAGGGACCAACAGUAUUGUCUCCUCCCAGAAAACAAAGAAGAGUCAUGCCUCAUCGUGAGGGCUUUGAUGCAAAUGCUCACAAUGUGAUCAAGAUGGAUGACCAUGGCAAUGAGACCAGGCAAGCAGCUGGGGAGAGAAGUGAGCAAGCUCCAAUGUCUUUGGAUUUUUCAGUUUUUGGCAUGAGGCCACCAAAUAGACCAACUAUUAACAGUGCUGACAGAUCACAUCUAAAGAAGAAACUCGAUCUUCAAUUUGAACUACCCGAAGAAGAAGAAGAAGAAUAACAUAUAGACAAGCACGCAUGUAUCAUCUGAUUUCACCACCAUGUAUAAAGCUUCCUACCCGAGCAUUUCCAUCAUAGGCCUGGGAAUGGAUUAUGUCCGAGGAGUAGCCAUGGCUGAUUGGAGUUAACAAUGACUGUGUAGCUCUGUACUCCUUAACCAAUUAUAUCAUACGUAAGACAGAUCAUAGUGACAGUAUUUUUGCUUUUUCUUUCCUUCUCUCAGUUAAUUGAUGGUUGGCCUAAGUUCAACAUACAAAUGAUCUAUCUAUUCUUGUAUUUGUGAGGGAUUUGGAUGUUUUGCGGCAAUUUGCAUCUAUUCUUUUAAAAGAAAAUGGGAUAUGAUGUUCCAGAUCAA